Molecule: messenger RNA, 2910 nt
Organism: Linum tenue
Lineage: Eukaryota; Viridiplantae; Streptophyta; Magnoliopsida; Malpighiales; Linaceae
Source: the annotation of a GenBank genome assembly
CCUGGAACUGCUGGUCAUAAUAGUCUCUUACCUCGCGGGAAGAGAGGGAUCAGGGAAGGAGCCGCCGGCGCCGGGAGAUGUGAGAUAGAGAUAGAAGAACCAACCAACCAAGGGACCAUUGCCUGAUUUAGCUGUUAGUUUCCGCCGCUUGCUUGUUGAGUUGCUGCGUCUAUCACCGUCGCGUUGUGAAUAGUAACUGUGGAAGAGCAGAUAGGGAAAGCUGAACUGGUCGGCAGGAGAGCUCCCCUGCUACCCUUUUCAUCGGCUUCUUACCAUCUCCGUCUACUGUAACGUUGUGAAGUCUCAUCCUUUUCCGGUCGAUCAAACAGCAUUUUGGCUGGUGAACCAGGUUCCAGUCUCGUUAGAACGCUUUAGGGUGCCUGGUUGUGGAAAGGGAUGGAGCAGCCUCGUUGCAAGUUCUGGCUGCCCAAAAAGAAACGAUUUUGUGCAGUUCUCCCUUUCAAGGAUUCUCCGUUUUGCGGAAAUCACAUGGUGAGGUCUGAUGGCCAAUGGAUUCCCUGCCCAAUCGACCAAUCUCAUUCCGUUCUUACAGAAAAUCUUGAAAGUCACGUAAAGAGAUGCCCUUUCAUGAAGCAAGCACGGACCUUGUCCCUCCAGCCAUAUUAUUGCAAGGGAAUCAAUGCUGGAAAAGGAGAAGUAGAGGAUGAUGUUUCUUCUGAAAUGAAGAGGCAUGCUGUUUAUAGAAUGAGUAUAGCUGAAUUUUACAAAUUGACUGAAAAGGUUCAACAUGUUCAUGCGUCAAUAUGUGAUGAUAUACGGGAAUCCUAUAAGAUGCCAGAAGCUUGUAACAUGUGGAUUAACAGAGAGAUAGACAGCAAAAUACCAUUUCAAGAGAAACAUGUCAUACAGCAAGCAUCGAUUCUAGGAAACCUGGAGGAUUCUGGGCUACUAAAGAGUUUUCGUGAGAAAGAACAAGGUCAAUGGGAUGGGAGACAGCAGGAUGAUAGCCAACGUGCCCCUGCAGUUGUUGAAUUUGGAGCAGGAAGAGGCUAUUUAACUCAGAUGCUAGCAGACUGUUAUGGCAUCAAAAAAGUUUUUCUUGUUGAGAGGAAGUCAUAUAAACUUAAGGCUGAUCGAUCUUUGCGACAAAAAGAGAGCUUGUCAUUAGAGCGAUUAAGAAUUGAUAUUGAGGACUUGGACCUGAAAGCUGUCGAGUCUUUACAUGGAGUCCACUAUCUAGCUAUUGGGAAGCAUCUCUGCGGGCCAGCAACUGAUUUGACACUGAGAUGUUGCGUGCCCGAGCGAGUCAGCAAGAGUACCUCAGAAUGUGGGGGUGAAAAAACGUACCUUGAGGGUUUUGCUAUAGCAACUUGUUGCCAUCAUCUCUGCCAGUGGAAGCAUUACAUAAAUAAAGAAUUCAUGCUCGGUCUGGGAAUUUCUAAAGAAGAGUUUAACGCAAUCACCUGGUUCACCAGUUGGGCAGUCGAUGGUGAUCAUGGAGCAGAAGUUUCAGACAGCGGAUUGCAUCUGCAGCUCAGGGAGAAAGAUGAGCAAUCUGGUACAGGCGCAGCAGCGGGUGUGGAAGGUGUUGUGAGAAGCAUGCAAGCAGUUGAAAGAGCUGCGCUGGGUUUCAUGUGCAAGCAGAUCAUUGACAAAGGAAGGAUGGCAUGGGGAAGCCGAAAUGGCCUGGAGGCUCGUCUGGUUAAGUACGUAGCACCCACCAUCUCUCCUGAAAACCAUUUACUGAUGGCCAAGCGCAUCAUUUGAAUGUACCCAAAAAGAGAAGUGAGGCCGCCAUUAAAAUGGGGGAAGCAGGAGGUGCAAUCUUUUUCAGUAGAACUUGGCUUUGACUACUCCCCUCCUCUCUGCCGUUGGUGGGUGGCGGCUGCCUUGUGCUCCAAGCUGCGGUAGGUGAGGCGAUGAAAUUUCAUUACUCGGAACUGACAGCAGUGGGAAGAAGCUCCCUCACGCCUUGUAGACGUUGUAGUCUAGUCCUUUUUGGGUGUCUUUGGCUACGGCAUCUUUAUCCUCUCGACUGAGAUAGAUAGACAGAGACAUCGUUUUGGCAUUGCUUUCCCUCUUGUUUCAAUUGUUCUUUUCAUACCAGUUGGCUAGUCAAAUCGCAUGGCCUGAACUUUGACAUUAAAAUGCCAUAAUAGAGGCGUAUAUUAUACCUAUAACCCUUCUUUAGUUCUUUUAAUUCAUUCGUGAUUUGUGACACGGUAACCAAGCAAGCACAUCAAAAUUGUGUUACUGUGUGAAAUUCCCGCUAAACUACAAGCUUUGCCGCGCUUCCAAUAACGGAUCUUUUCGUCUUCACACUCGCACAGUGAAGUUUCGUCGACAAAUUCUCUUCAGCGUCACCCCACACGACACCACUGUUCUUCACAACUCUUCUCAGCUGGAUCUUAUCUGUAUAUAUACAUCCAACUAUCCAUAUCCAUUAUCAGUACAAUAACCUCAAAAUCAACCAUCACCAUCACCACCAGCCAGCAAAGUAAUCCGAGCUUCAAACCCACAAAUGGAAACAGGUCCCCAAGGCACCAUCCUCUUCUUUACCGUCGGCCGCACCGACUACGGCUUCGACGUCUUCUCCCGCCAGCUCCUUCCCUCCAUUUCUGCCACCGACCGCCGCCUCACCGACGGCAUUUCCGUCAAUUUCAACGCCCAAUUCAACGAUGACGAACUCAAUCCUUCCAUCGUCUUCGUCUCCGAGCGAAACGGCUCCCCUCGAAUUUAUCACAUUGCAGCCGGCGCCGGAAUCCCCAAACCACUACCACAUUCCGGCGAUACUACCCUUUUCGUCGACAGGCCCAUCGUCAGGAACCGCCGCCUCUACUUCGUCUCUGCUCACGAAAAACCCAAUUUGCCCUUCCAAAGUUGGUCCGCUCUCUACUCCGUCGAGGAUUACGAAUCCCCAACCGCCUUCCCACGGCGAUUGACACCUCC